This is a messenger RNA of Drosophila bipectinata, 848 nucleotides long. RefSeq names its product UFM1 specific peptidase 1 (gene Ufsp1). NCBI's taxonomy places the organism in Eukaryota, Metazoa, Arthropoda, Insecta, Diptera, Drosophilidae. The record is from RefSeq and is a predicted model, not a curated record.
GAAAAGGUAAAUAAACACAAGUGGUUGUGGAGGGAACAGGUGCUGCAGGCGCAAGGCGUUGGGCAAUAAACCUGCCUGCUAACGGACAUGGCCACCUGUGAAGCGGACUCUAAGGCGGAGGCGCCCGUAGAGAUAAGCCCCAAGUCGUAUUCCCUUCCCUUACUAGAGAACCCCCACCGGGGACUCGCUCCUCCCACCGAGGAUGGGGAGACGGUGGUCAUUCGUGGCUGCUUCAGCUACUUCCAUUACGGAUGCGACGGGCAGCAGGACGUGGGCUGGGGCUGCGGCUAUCGCACCCUGCAGUCAGCCAUAUCCUGGAUAAUUGGAAGGCGGGGCAGUAGUCAGGAGGCCCAAUGGUUUGUGCCCUCGAUUCGGGAGAUCCAAGCCAUCCUGGUUGCCAUCGGGGACAAGGGCCAACGGUUCGAAGGUUCGCGUGACUGGAUCGGCACCUUGGAGGAGUUCUACGUGAUGGACGUUCUCUACCAGGUAUCCUGUCGGAUCUUACACGCGCGUCAGCUUGACUCUCAAGAGGUGCUUGAUCAGAUACGGAGCUACUUUAAUGAGUACCAAGGCUUCAUCGCCAUGGGUGGCAUCAACGGUGACUCGGCCUCAAAGGCCAUAGUGGGCUGGCACCGGAGUGCAGCGGGAAACGUCUACCUACUGGUGGUGGAUCCCCACUUUGCCGAGCCGCCCGCCUGCCAGCAGACACUCAUCGACCGUGGCUACGUUCGCUGGAUGCCCAUAGAGGAUUUUUCCGACAGCACUUACAACCUCUGCCUCAUCCUGCAGCCCUAGACGUUGUAGCCUUUAAUCUAGCAAUAAAACCAGCUUGGCUCCCUACUUCCAUA